Helicoverpa armigera (cotton bollworm) is the source of this 1442-nucleotide messenger RNA. It is a transcript of the gene BHD, whose product is annotated as Birt-Hogg-Dube. Bases 97 to 1389 code for a protein of 430 amino acids. The record is from RefSeq and is a predicted model, not a curated record. Gene Ontology annotation, cellular component: cytosol. Gene Ontology annotation, biological process: positive regulation of transforming growth factor beta receptor signaling pathway; negative regulation of transcription by RNA polymerase II; positive regulation of TORC1 signaling. The transcript has 7 exons. NCBI's taxonomy places the organism in Eukaryota, Metazoa, Arthropoda, Insecta, Lepidoptera, Noctuidae. Gene Ontology annotation, molecular function: GTPase activator activity.
UUUUCCUGAAUGUCAAUGUCAAUAAAACAGCUGAUGUACUGCUUGCUUUGGUAAUUUAUUUGUUACAUUACAAAUGCGUAUUUAAAUCGCAAUGAAAUGAAUGCAAUAGUGGGAUUGUGCCAUUUUUGUGAGGCUCAUGGCCCACGGCCGCUAUUUUGCACCUUCACCACAGACAAUGACAAAAAUACGACAGAAUCUUCAAGAGCAAGUGUUCAGUGCAGUGGGUGUACUUCCCUGGGCCCAGAAACCGUGUUUGUGUCACGAGAUGAUGAUGGCACCAUAUACUGUAGCAGGGAAUCCGUGCCAAAUGCUGACGUCACAUCGUUUUUGAGACAGGCUGCUAUUAGGAGCAUUACUUGUGAAGUAAAUUGGAAGAAGGAAGGUGGCGUCGUAUACUUCAAUGACACACACGGGCAUGUCCUGAGCCUCACGUUUCAGCUGAAAGACACCUGGGCCAGAGGCCUGAAGAGGUGGUUCUCAAUAGUGGUGCUCAUGAAGGAUAAAAUGCUGCUGUUGAAUAUAACACCACUAUUGUCUGAACAUAUGCAGAAAAUAUCAAAAGAAUUGCAAGAUUUAGCAGAAGCUGUGUUUGAUGCUGAACAAAAAGUCUGUUCUCAAAGAGCUCUCAGACUGAAGACAGGCAGAAAUGACUUUGUUCAGUCUAGAUCAGUAAUGCACUUGACUGGAGAUGAAAAUGUAUUCAACAGGCUGCAUUCUCACUUCACAUGGAUGCUAAAAGCUGGUGCUCACACCUACUCGGAAACAUUAUACACCAGUCAGGAUCUACUCAAGAAGUUACAACCUCAUGCUGUCAAGAAGUCUAUAUUUGAGCCGGGCACUUGUUCAGUGGCCGGUGACAAGGAAUGUGUGGCUCUUAGGCUGCUUGAGAAGCUGGUUUCUAAGGCAGUGUUCAGGAUAUUGAUGUACUGUGCGUUAACUGGAGUUUAUAUUGUUAUAAAAUCAAGUAAUGUUGAAGCAACAACCAUUAUAAAUGGCCUAUCAAGAUUACUGCCAAUGAAAGUUCCUAACAAUCCUAGACUAAGACAGAGUACUAGUGAAGAAUCGUUACCACCAGCUGUAUGCUUAUUGGAAGAAACUGAAAAUAAUAAUUUUAGUUAUAAGUGGGCAGGCUCACUGCCUAAUAAAUGUCCUACACUAAUGACUAGAAUAGAAUCAUCAAUGAAUAAUGAAAAGUUCAAUGAUGAUGUUUUACAUCAACACAUCAAAUCUCUUCAAUUAGAAUGGCUAGGGGUAGUAAAAGCUGUGAAAGCAGCAAUAGAUUCUUCAGGAUCCAGAUCUGAUGCAGUAGCCAAGCUGAAGCUAGUGUUUGGAGUAGGCCAGCAUGAUGAACCUCUUGUGAACUACUGGAUGAGCGUGUUUUGUAGCUGAAUAAGAUAGUAACCGAUAUUAUGUGGUAGCAAUAAAAAUCUGUGAUAUUUGAA